Molecule: messenger RNA, 1911 nt
Organism: Triplophysa dalaica
Lineage: Eukaryota; Metazoa; Chordata; Actinopteri; Cypriniformes; Nemacheilidae
Gene: slc2a6
Product: solute carrier family 2 member 6
Exons: 10
Coding region: 127-1596 (489 amino acids)
Biological process (GO): transmembrane transport
Cellular component (GO): membrane
Molecular function (GO): transmembrane transporter activity
Source: RefSeq, a predicted model, not a curated record
UCUCCAUGUCAAGAAAUCCCAGGAUUGCAGAAAUGGCUUAAUACUGGAGUUUUGCUUUGUCUUUGAUUUUGUGGGUAAUCGUUUGACUAUUCAAGCACUUCAGUCUGAAUGUGAUCUGAAGGAAAGAUGGCACAUCAUCCAGAUGAAACCACUCCACUAACAAAUAACCAAACACCUCGAAUCAGAAACGGAAGGCUCUUCCUUGCUGUAUUUUCAGCUGUUUUGGGCAAUUUCAACUUCGGCUUUGCCCUGGUCUUUCCCUCCCCCGUAAUCCCUUAUCUUCAGAAUGAUCCUCAACUUAAAAUGAACAUCUUUCAGAUAUCAUGGUUUGGCUCUAUUUUCACCAUUGGAGCAGCUUUAGGGGGGCUUAGUGCCAUGGUUAUGAAUGACAGGCUCGGAAGAAAGCUAAGCAUCAUGCUGUCAGGCGUUCCAUCCGUCCUUGGCCUCCUUGUGAUGGGAUCUGCUCAAAACUUCGGGAUGUUAUUAUGUGGCCGAUUUCUGACUGGCAUUGCUGGUGGCAUCACUUCUGGUUGCAUUCCCGUCUAUGUGUCAGAGAUUUCUCACCCCUCGGUGAGGGGGGCUUUGGGCUCAUGUCCUCAGAUUACGGCUGUCUUUGGAAGUCUAGCACUUUACGCUUUCGGCUUGAUUUUGCCGUGGAGGUGGCUGGCUGUGGCUGGCGAGGUGCCUGUCUUUGUAAUGAUCGUUUUGCUUUGCUUCAUGCCAACCUCUCCACGUUACCUCAUCAUGAAAGGGAACAAAGCAAAAGCAGUUAAAUCUCUAGAAUGGCUCCGGGGCCCUAAUUCGGAUUACUUGACUGAGUUUGAUCAAAUCGAGCGAAGCAUCAACUCACAGGGGCGCGCUAAAUGGAGCGAUCUUAAAACGCCGUUAUACUACAAACCGAUCCUUAUCUCUGUCUUUAUGAGAUUCCUGCAGCAGAUGACCGGUAUCACCCCAAUUCUGGUGUAUCUAGAACCCAUCUUCCACAUGACGGCUAUAUCGCUGAAACCAAGCUAUGACGCUGCAUUAGUUGGAGUUGUAAGAUUGAUCUCUGUGAGUAUUGCAGCUAGUUUGAUGGACAAAGCUGGUCGAAAAGCUCUACUGCUCACAUCAGGAUUUUUAAUGUUUCUGGCCAUGCUCUCCAUGACCAUGUACACCCACCGAACACCGUGCAACCAGGGCAAUCUAACCUUAACAGAGGGCAUGAGCGCAAUCCAUGGUGUUUCUGAGGGUCCUGCUUUCUAUCCAAUCACUCUCAUUCCUCUCAUCAGCACUAUGCUUAUUUUAUUUGGUUACGCUAUAGGUUGGGGUCCCAUCACGUGGCUGCUGAUGUCUGAGAUUUUGCCUUUGGGCGCGCGCGGAGUUGCAUCAGGAUUGUGCGUCGGUGUGAGCUGGAUCACAGCCUUUGUUCUGACCCAACUCUUCAUGCACGUGGUGCAGGCCUAUGGACUCUAUGUGCCCUUCCUGUUCUUCUGUGUCAUCACAGUGGUGAACAUCAUUUUCACGGCUAAGUGUGUGCCAGAGACUAAAGGCAGAACUCUGGAGGAGAUUGAGAACUACUUCAAGACUGGCCGAAGCUUCACCAUUCUUGAGCCUUAACAUAUGUUCUCAUCUAGUAUAUGUUUAUUUGUGAGAUAGAUACUCAUUUUAGACUAACACACAUUAUAUUUCAGAUGUCAAUCUGUGUACUGUGAGAGAUACAGGAAUAGACAGAUAGACAGACAAAGAUAGAUCUCUGUCUGCUUUAUAGCCCUAUUCAAUUAAUUGUAAAUAUGAUGUAGAUAUUGUGUAAAAAAUACAUAUCUGUAAAUGCAAAAUUUAUCAAUUUUCAUUUUCUAGGAAACUAGUACAGGCUGCACUAUAAUGAAUGCACAUUGUGUCUAUGUAAAUGUAAAAUGUUAAUAAAUAUACAGU